CCCGAAUCUAGCAUCAUCAUGGUUGCUACCCUAGACUCAGAUAUGGUUCAAUACGAUCACAAACAGAACCCCAUUGAGGCUCCUCUCGAGGAGAAAGAAACAACAGUGGUCUGCGCAGCUCCUCGGCUGCUCAAUUGUGAUGGACGCGAGUACCCAACGGAGGAAGAGAUCCAUACGCUGCGUCGAGUCGCUGGCAACGUUCACUGGACUGCAUAUACCGUUGCCUUUGUGGAGUUGUGCGAACGCUUUUCUUAUUAUGGAACCACAGCUGUGUUUACGAAUUUCAUCCAACAGCCGCUUCCUGAUCACUCCAGCGCCGGUGCCGGUUUCAGUGGACAGUCUGGUGCUCUAGGCCAGGGCCAACGAGCCUCCACUGGACUGCAACUAUUCAGUCAGUUUUGGUGUUAUUUGAUGCCCAUUUUUGGAGCCUGGUUGGCGGAUGAGUUCUGGGGCCGACUCAAAACAAUCCAGGUGUCAAUCGCCUUUGCCAUGGUGGGACAUAUCAUUCUGAUCAUCUCUGCGCUGCCUCCCGUGAUUGCACAUCCAGACAGAGCCUUAGGAUGUUUCGCAGUCGGUCUCGUGAUCUUUGGCGUUGGCGUUGGAGGGUUCAAGUCGAACAUUGCUCCUUUGAUCGCAGAACAGCACAAAGAGACCAAGAUGUACAUCAAGAUUGACCCGAAGACCGGGGAGCGCGUCAUUGUCGACCGAAUACAAACAAUCACCCGCAUUUUCCUCUACUUCUACCUUGUGAUCAACGUGGGCGCGUUGAUCGGCGCCAUUGUCAUGGUGUACGCCGAGAAAUAUGUUGGAUUCUGGCUCUCCUUCCUGAUCCCUACUGCCCUCUUUGCCCUCUGCCCGAUGGUACUAUUCUUUUGCCGUCACAAGUACCAGGUUACUCCUCCUACUGGAUCCGUUGCUGCCAAGGCGUUCAAGCUUUGGUCGUUCGCCCUGAAGCCUUGCUGGUCCUGGAACCCUAUCACCUUCGUGAAAAACUGCCGCAGACCUGGAUUUUGGGAGGAUGUGAAGCCAAGUAGAGUAGAGAAAAAACCCGCCUGGAUGACUUUCGAUGACCUGUGGGUCGAUGAAGUGCGCAGAGCAGUCAAAGCUUGUGCAGUGUUCCUCUGGUAUCCUAUUUACUGGUUGGCAUACGGGCAGGUAACUGGCAAUUUGAUCUCGCAAGCAGCCACAAUGCAACUGCACGGUGUGCCUAACGAUAUCAUCAACAACCUUGAUCCUCUUGCCCUGAUCAUUUUCAUCCCAGUUAUGGACCAAUUUGUCUACCCUGGGAUUCACAGGAUGGGAUACAAUUUCACCCCACUCAAGAAGAUCUACGUCGGCUACAUGUUGGCAAGUGCAUCGAUGAUAGCAGCGGCAGUCACUCAGUACUACAUCUACAAGAUGAGUCCAUGCGGAAACCAGGCUAGUUCAUGCGACGAACCAGCGCCAAUCAACGUCUGGGUGCAGACGCUCCCUUAUGUUCUGAUUGCCUUUUCUGAGAUCUUCACCUCGAUCACCGGGUACGAGUACGCGUACACCAAGGCACCUAGGAACAUGAAGAGUUUGGUUCAAUCAAUCUACCUUUUCAUGAACGCCAUCUCGUCGGCCAUCCAGCAGGGUCUGACUGGGCUGUCGACCGACCCUCUCCUCAUCUGGAAUUACGGAUUCGUGGCCGUCCUGGCGUUCGUAGCUGGGAAUCUGUUUUGGAUCACACAUUCCGACCUGGACGAGCAGGAAGACGAACUGAACGAACUCGAGGCGUCUGAUUACCUGGGCCGCGACACACAGCGAGAUCCCGAGAGAACGGCGUAAUCGACCGAGUACAUGCUCUGUAUAACUAUCUUGAUUCAAUAUUUGGCAUGGAUAGGAGAGGAUAUAUGAGCUAAUGUAGUUAGUUAUCGUAGCGAUAACCAGACCUAAUCCAGUUAGCCUGGCUUUUCAAUCAAAUAAGGUGUCAAACUUUGGAUACCGC
This is a messenger RNA of Aspergillus ochraceoroseus IBT 24754, 1969 nucleotides long. Its product is annotated as putative MFS peptide transporter. Gene Ontology annotation, biological process: transmembrane transport; oligopeptide transport. Gene Ontology annotation, molecular function: dipeptide transmembrane transporter activity. The record is from RefSeq and is a predicted model, not a curated record. Gene Ontology annotation, cellular component: membrane. NCBI's taxonomy places the organism in Eukaryota, Fungi, Ascomycota, Eurotiomycetes, Eurotiales, Aspergillaceae. Bases 19 to 1809 code for a protein of 596 amino acids. The transcript has 6 exons.